This is a messenger RNA of Prinia subflava (tawny-flanked prinia), 4993 nucleotides long. Its product is annotated as zinc finger protein 436-like. The record is from RefSeq and is a predicted model, not a curated record. Bases 567 to 1448 code for a protein of 293 amino acids. NCBI's taxonomy places the organism in Eukaryota, Metazoa, Chordata, Aves, Passeriformes, Cisticolidae. Gene Ontology annotation, biological process: regulation of transcription by RNA polymerase II. Gene Ontology annotation, cellular component: nucleus. The transcript has 3 exons. Gene Ontology annotation, molecular function: DNA-binding transcription factor activity, RNA polymerase II-specific; RNA polymerase II cis-regulatory region sequence-specific DNA binding.
UGUGGGAUGCGGCGCGGCAGAUGCUCCACGGGCCGGGAGGGCUGCGCACACAGGCCGCGGUGACUCCACUUCCUCUUCCUCUUCGUGCUUCUCCUCCUUUUCCGGAUACCGCUCUGUUUGAGGCUCUCCCCCCGUUCUCUCCGGUCUCCCCCCGCUCACAUCGUGUCCUCUCCCGUCUCACGGCGCAGCCCCUUGCCCACAGCCGGACGAACGGAGCGGCGGCAGGGGAGAGCGGGAGGCAGCAGAAGGGCAGAGGAAGAGGAGGAGCGGUAUCCGGAAAAGGAGGAGAAGCACGAAGAGGAAGAGGAAGUGGAGUCUUUAUUUUUGUCCUUGCCUUGCGUUUAUCUCUCGCAGGGCUUCCACUGCACCAGAGCCAGGAGGUCUGCGGGGCUACCCAGCUCAGCUUCUGCAGCUGUCUGAUCUUCCACAGAGGAGGAGAGGAAGAAGAAGGAGGAAGAAGAGAAAAUCCGCGGGUCCACCGCGGCCUGUGUGCGCAGCCCUCCCGGCCCGUGGAGCAUCUGCCGCGCCGCAUCCCACAGGAUUUGUCAUUCCUAAACCUUGGCUGAAUGGAGGAGGAAGCUGCGAGGAAGAGGAUGUCCCAGGACACUGAGGCAGGCAAUGAGCUGAAGACAGAGAUGAUGGGGGACAAGUCCCCCUGGCAGAACAUUGUGGAAGAGGCCAUUUUGGGCAGCUCCACAGUGCAGGAAUCCAAUGGGGAGGAAAAGCCCCCAAGAUCCUGCACAAGGAGGGGCUGCAAACCCAGCCCAGAGAGCUGCAAGGAGGAAAGACCCUCCCUGUCCUGGGAAGGCAGCUUGGGAUCCAGCUGGAGCUCAGAGCUAGAGGAGAAGCCUCACACUGGGGAGAAGCCCCACAAGUGCUUGGAAUGUGGGAAGAGCUUCAGCCGGAGCUUCCACCUCCUCCGGCACCAGAUGAUCCACACAGGGGAACGUCCCUUUGAGUGUGGGGAGUGUGGGAAGAGCUUCAGCAGGAGUUCCUGUCUGAUCCGCCAUCAGGUAAUUCACACAGGGGAACGGCCCUACAACUGCAAGGAAUGUGGGAAAAGCUUCAGUGACCGCUCCAACCUCCUCACCCACCAGCGCCUGCACUCCAGGGAACGGCCCUACCACUGUGAGGAGUGUGGAAAGAGCUUCAGCAUCAUCUCUGACCUGAUCCAGCACCAGAAGAUCCACAGCGGAGAACGGCCCUAUGAGUGCCUCGAGUGUGCAAAGAGGUUUCGGACCAGCUCCCAUCUCCUCCUGCAUCAGCGGAUUCACAGGGAGGAGAGGCCCUUCCGCUGCCGCGACUGCGGGAAGGGCUUCAAACGCAACUCCCACCUCGUCAGCCAUCAGCGAGUCCACACCAGGGAGAAGCCCUACAAAUGCUUGGAGUGUGGGAAGAGCUUCUCCUGCAGCUCUAACUUCAUUUCACACCAACAGACCCAUGAGUAGGAGAAGCCCUACAAGUGCCCUGACUUCAGGAAGAGUUUUGUUUCCUGCUCCAACUUCAUCGCCCACUAGAGGACCCGUGUUGCAUUAUCUGCAGUGACCCAUAUUGUGCAAAAACAUGGUGAUCCACAUUGCUGGUGAUCCACGUUGGGUGAAGACCCGGUGACCUAUGUUCCUCACGAUCCGCAUUGGCAAGACACCUGGCUGGUGGUAUUCACCUCCUCCUGGUUCCUGGAGGCACUUGGAUAAAGGCAGGGGAAAGAACAUCUACCAGAAGGCAGACUGACGUUGGAAAUUGAAGUACUGAGGCCUGAACAACAGGCCCUGCACCAAAGUUGAUCUCUAGAUGAACCUUCCAACCAAACAUUAUAUGAUAGUUGUAUCUGCUGAUUAGUGAACUAUCAAUGAUCAUGAGUGAAAUAUGUAAUGUGAUACAAAUUUAUUUCUUUUCAGUGUUUAAGGGACGGCCAAGGCAAUGAAAUCAGAUAUCUGGCCUUGUUUGGAGGUACAUUGUCAAAGCCAGCUCCCUUAGUUCCUUCUUGAGCCCUGACCAGGCUUUGGGUAGAACGCAAAUGUUGUGGGUUCAUGCUGGCUGGAUGCCACACACCUGCAAAAGCCACUUACUCACUCCCCUCCACAGCUGGGCAGGGGAGAGAAAAUACGUCAAAAAGGGUUCAUGGGUUGAGAUAAGGACUGGGAGAGACAUCCCUCACCAAACACCAUCACAGGCUAAAGAGGCUCAGCUUUGAGCUAUGAAAUGAACUAACAAAAUCAGAGCAGGAUAGUAAAUAAAAUGAGCCCUUAAAACCACCUCCCCUCAACCCUCCCUCCUUCCCAGCGCUAUCUCAGCAGCAUAAGGAGACAGGGAAUGGAAUUAUGGUCAGGUCAUCAUCUGUGGUUUCUCCCACUGCUCAGGAAGAGGAAUUGUUCCUCUGCUGCUCUGUGGGGUCCCUACCACAGGAAACAGUUCUCCACAAACUUCUCCACAGUGAGUCCAUCCCAUGGGCAGCAGCUGUCUGCAGAGCGCUGCAACAUGAGUCCAUCCCAGGGGCGACAGUCCUCCCCAAACUGCUGCAAUGUGAGUCACCUUUCCACAGCUUCAGUCCUUCAAGAUCUUUAUUAAUCACUCUAGGCAAUCUUUUGUAGUAAUGAUUUGGUGCAUUACUUAUCCUUUUUUAAUUCUUUGCUCUUUUGAACUAUAGAAAAUUACAGUAUUCUUAUUUCUUAAAGUAGAGUCUUUUGUGCUGACCCCAUCAACUGGUAGAACAGAAAUUCAUUAGCAAGAGUGCCUUUGUUAGUGUGCAUGCUCAGAGUUUUGUUUCUUUGGAGUGUGUGGCUUCUGGGGUCGGUGGCCAUGAGUCAGUGGUCCUUGUCUGCCCCUGCCAGAAUUCCCUUUGACCCAGUCAGAGCUGAUAUCACACAGUUGCUGGGUUGCCUUUCCUUGUGGCCCACAAAUCCUGCAUGCUUUGUGUUCUUUCUCAGCAAUCCAUUCUCCUCCCCAAGCUUUGGUAACCUUCCCCAGGCCUGAGAUAACACCUGGACAAUUGUCCCACCCUGAUCUUAUGUACAGUCUGAGUGCCAGGUGUCCACUGAGGAAUAUCGCAAUAUCAGAGGAGGGGGAGGGCAGCAGGGGAGGGAGGAUUCAGUGGUCAUUGGUGGUGGCAGCUGCCAGUGUGCCCACAACUUGGGGUGAGCUUUGUUUGACCGGUGAUGUGCAUAUGAGCAGUUGCUUCUUUACACACUUUGCCACAGUGGGAAUUUUUGUGGGCAUGCAUUUCCCAGCAUGUGCCACCCAGAUCUCACCUCUGCCAGGCCUGGAGUCAGCACCUUUGCGUUACUCCCUUCUGUGCUUAUCUGAUGGCAAAGUCCUUCUGUGGCCUUGACAAUGUCUGAGAUGCGCAACUCUGCUCCUGGAGUUCUUACACAGUCUGAUCCGUUACUCACCCACGAGUGACCUCACACCUGCCCUGAGUUGUGGAGGAGCUUCAGUGACAGCUCCAACCUCAGCUCCCACCCGAGGAUUCAUCAUGGCAAGAGACUAAUCUCCUGUGGGAAGAGCUUUGGCCAGAGCAUGGAUUUGAUCUCCCACUGCAAGACCCACAUGGGGGAGAAGUCCUGUGACUGUGCUGGUUCUGGCAGGGCUGGAGUUCAUUGUCUGUGCAGGGUCGGCUCUGGGGCCGUGUUUGGGGUUGUGCUGAGCAUGGGGCUGAGAACACAGGCAUGGGUAUUUUGUUGCUGAGCUGGGCCACAGCCGAGGACUUUCCUGCCCCUGUGCAUCCACGCUGUGGAUGGGCUGGGGUGCCAGGGAGGCUGGCAGGGCACACGGCUGGGACAGGUGACCCCGACUGACUCCAGGGAUAUUCCAGACCUUAUGGCAUCAUGCUCAGUAUAGAAAGUGGAGGGAAGAGAGAGGAAAGGGGGGACUUUUGCAGUGGUGCCGUUUGUCUUCCCAAGUCACUGUUCCGCAGGAUUGGGGCACUGCUCUCCUGGAGGUGCUGAGCACCUUGUUAACAUUGCUUUUGUGCAUAGCUAUGCCUAUUUAACUGUCUUUAUCUCAACCCAUCAGUUUUCCAGCUUUUGUCCCUUCAGUCCGCUUCUCAUUCUCGUUGGUGGGAGAGUGAGUGAUCAGCAGUGAAGGACUUGUGGGCUGGCUGGGGUUAAAUCAGACAGACACAUAGAGACCUAGAAACAUAUUUCUGGUGAUCAACAUGGAUAGAGACCUGGAGACUCACCCUGUUGAGCAGAGACCUGGUGAUGAGUUUGGAAGGAAGGCUGAAAAAAGGUGGGCACUGGUCCUGGGUGGAGGAAGAGAAGGGGUACAGGCAGAGAAGGGAUGAGGAAGGAGUAGGAGAAGGGCUGGAAGCAGAAGGGAACAGGGAUGGGAUUAGGGAAGAGGAAGAGCAAUGGAGGACAAAGGGAAAUAAGAGAUGCAGGAAGAGCAGGAGGAGGAGGAUAAACAGGAGAGGGAGAAGAGGAAGAAGAUGAGAGGGAAGACGAGGGACACAGCAGGAGGAGGAGAAGAAGCGGGAGGAACAGGAGGGAUGAAGCAGGAGGAGGAACAGGAAAGGGAGACAGAGGAAGAAGCACUCUGGUCCAUCUCUUCCUGUAUCCACAGCCCCUUAGCCCGCGGGAGUAUCGCCCCUCAGCCCCCAUCCUGCAGGUGGCGGGAGAAGGGGAGCAGAUAUCUUGAGGGGUCUGUUGUUUGGGGUUUUCUUGCAGGGGAUGCUCGAUCCAAAGCUGAGUCGCAAAUGCCUCUUGGAGGGCACUGGGAGGUUCCUGGGAAGUGAGGUUUUUGGGGCAGGGUCCCCUGUGGCGGCUGCCCAAAGAGCCCUUGAUUUAUUAAAAUAUGAAUAUCGAUCUAAUAUCAAUAUCCAACUGUGACGGACAAAAACUCUUUAACAGUUAAAGUUAGAAAGUGUAUGUUUAUUGCGACGCAGGGCAGCUCGUGGGAUAGCUCCCUAAUGUGCACUACAAAGAUCACAAGUAAUUACAAAGCCUUUUAUUUACAAAAAUGUUGAAUACACAAAAUACAAAUGCAUAUUCAUUCC